Messenger RNA from Paramecium pentaurelia, 681 nucleotides. NCBI's taxonomy places the organism in Eukaryota, Ciliophora, Oligohymenophorea, Peniculida, Parameciidae. The record is from the annotation of a GenBank genome assembly.
AAUGAUUAUCUAAAACUUGUAAUUCGAAGAAAUAAUAAUUAAACCAAAGAGUAUCAAAAACAAAAAUGCUAUUAAAGAGAAGCUUUAAUCAGAUAAAGUAGAAGAGAUUGAUAUAAAUGAAAUAACACCUUAUUAAAUACUUGAAUUAUUUCCAAAUCAUGUUACUUUAUCAAGUUCAAACAUUCUGAGUGAAUUAUUGAAUUAAAAUUUGUCAGAUGAUUGCUUAUAUAAAAUCUUAGGUAUUUUAAUUUAAUGGGACAACUAAAACAAUGUGGAUUUUACAAAAUUAUAUAAACAAUUAUUUUAUUCACCCAUGUAAUUAAAUUUAUUUAAUUUAUAGUUGUAAGAGUAUCGUAUCAACCCAUUUAAAUUAUAGUAGUGAGACACUCAUAAUAAUUGUUAAUUAAUUGAUUUCUGUGUUUUAAACAGCCAUUAAUGAUGAACCUUCCAAAAUUGAAAAUGUAUUAUUUAUAAUUUAAUUUAUAUAGAUAACAUCAUGGAUAUCUAUUCUUAUAGAAAAUAAUAAAUUAACAAUGCCAAAAAAAGAGACAUUAAAAUUAUUAGAGUUAUUGAAACAAUAUUAAAAAUAUUAAGAAUCAAUAAGAAAUAUCAAGCGACUUAUUAAUUUUAGUCCAGUCUAAUAAAAGAAAGAGAAUAAAGUAACCCAAGUGUAUUUUUGAA